Molecule: messenger RNA, 1428 nt
Organism: Acyrthosiphon pisum (pea aphid)
Lineage: Eukaryota; Metazoa; Arthropoda; Insecta; Hemiptera; Aphididae
Exons: 3
Coding region: 212-562 (116 amino acids)
Molecular function (GO): zinc ion binding
Source: RefSeq, a predicted model, not a curated record
AAUAUUUUCCCUCCAAUUUAUGCUAAUAUACACAAUUAUAUUUUUUAACUAUACCCAUUAAUGUACCUAUAUUUAUUUGUUGUUUUUUGAUUUUUUUGAGCCAUCUGCUUGUACGUGUUACACCGGCGUUUUGUAUUGGUCAUCUGUGUGUCAGUUAAGUGUCACUGGUUACCUAUCUGGUAUUUGAAUAGUUUUUUCAAGUUAAAAAUAUAUGACUUCAAAGAGCAUCAUCAAGCUUUCAUGCAUCAUAAAUUUUUUUGAUGACAAAAAAAUAUUUUCGAAGGAAGAAAAUUCAUUUGAAUGUGGUUAUGUCACGAGCUUCAAUCAUAUACCUGAUAUUGGUAUAAUUAGUGGUCAAGUGCAUGCUAGUAUGAAAAAUAAAUUGUACGAUAUUAAGAUAUUCUUCAAAGACAAGAAUAUUGAUCAUGCCAGUUGCACAUGUUCAACAGGUUUGACAAAAUGUCAUCAUAUGGUUUCACUUCUUUUACAUGGGCAUACAAAUAUAUCAGUGACUGAUAGGUACAGCCUGCAGCUGGUCAAAAAAAUGUGCGAAAGAAAAUGAAGAAGUAAUGACUAUUGAUGAUAUGUACUCCAAUAAUUUUAAAGCUGUUACUGAUACCUAUAAUAUUGAUUUUAAAGCCUUAUGCUUUGAUAAAUUAUCAACAGCUAAUCAAACAGUUGGGUUUUCGUGGUUAUUAAGUCCAGAACCUCCAGUUGAAGAUUUUAGUAAAAUUCUUCUCUUAGAAAAUGUUAUAAACUCCUCAGAAUUUAGAAUUUCAAAAAAUAGUAUAAAAAUGUUGUCUGAGCUUUGUAAAUUAUCUUUUGAACAAAUUAAAGAUAUAGCUUCAAAAACCAUAGGACAAAGUCAAAAUGUUAAAUGGUGUCUUCAUAGAAAAUUUUGUUUAACAUCUAGUAAUUUUCAUUAAGUAAUUAAAUCAGUAAAAAAUAAUUGAUACCCUAAUUCACUUUAUAAAAGUCUCCUAGGUAAAUAUUUUAUAGAAGGAAUAAAAUCUAUUGAAUGUGGAAAAACAAAUAGAUAUAUUGCAAUUGAAGAAUUUGAGAAGGCUAACAAUUGUAUUGUGACUAAAACUGGUAUUUGGUUACAUGAAUCUGGGUUUUUGCUUUUUGAUGACAACUCCUCAUAUUGUAUUGAAGUCCCUAUAAGUGUCCCUAUAAAUUCCGAAAUGAAGAUUUAAAAAUUGCCCUUACAAAUUCAAAUGAUUACAUUAUUAACUUUGAUACAAACAAAAAUGAUUUUGUUUUAAAUUCUGAACAUCAGUAUUAUGACCAAAUUCAAGGUCAAAUGCACAUGACAAAAAUAUCAUCUACAAUUCUUAUUAUAUGGACUUCAAAAUUCUUAGUUGCUUUUAAAAUUAAUCAAGAUCCGAAUUGGUCAUUAAAUAUUCAUAAUAUUUCAUUACAUUUUUA